Prunus mume (Japanese apricot) is the source of this 585-nucleotide messenger RNA. Lineage: Eukaryota; Viridiplantae; Streptophyta; Magnoliopsida; Rosales; Rosaceae. The record is from RefSeq and is a predicted model, not a curated record.
AUGAAUGAUUUCAAUCUUGUGGGGUGUCCUCAUGGGGAUGCGAUUUUGGAGGAGGAUAUUGAUGAUGGCCAUAGGGUGGUUAGAUGGUCCCCCCCUCCCACUUCUGUUUACAAAAUAAAUAUUGAUGCUUCUUGGGUUAGUUGUACUCUGCAAGCUGGUCUGGGAGUUGUUGUGAGAAAUUCGGCUGGCAUCUUUAUGGGUGGUUGCUGCGGUCCUCGACUUGCUUCUUCGGCAAUUGAGGCUGAAGCCCAUGCUGCCUUAAAGGGGGUCAAGCUGGCUGUUGAAAGGGGGUUUCCAAAUGUGGUCUUCGAAUCUGACUCAAAGGAGCUCGUUCAAUCAGUUAAAGGAAAUAUUUUGAAAGGGAGGUGGAUGAUUUAUCCUAUCCUGUCAGCUAUUCGACGUCAUUGUAGCAGUUUUAUAUCUUGUUCUUGGCAUUGGGUCCCUCGAGGGGCAAACCGAGCAGCGGAUGCUGCAGCUCAGCGAGCUAGAAGGAGGAUGUGCGAUGAAGUUUGGGCUUCCAGCCCCCCAUCCUCUCUGGUUUAUGUGUUGCAAGCUGACGGACUUCCUUGCCCCCCGCGGUGCUAG